Messenger RNA from Momordica charantia (bitter melon), 896 nucleotides. The record is from RefSeq and is a predicted model, not a curated record. Lineage: Eukaryota; Viridiplantae; Streptophyta; Magnoliopsida; Cucurbitales; Cucurbitaceae.
UUUAUUUUCUGAUCAUCCCACGUCUUAUUAGCUUAAUUUCUUGCAUUUACUUUUCCAAGUUUAUUUGAAGAAGAUGAUAUUAUUCAUCCAUAUUAUUGAAUGCUUAUUUUGCGCUGUUUUUAGUACUUGUUCAUUCCAUCACUUUUAAUGUUACAGUAGCUUUAGAUGGAUCUGGUAACUUACAAAAGUAUUAGUGAUGGCAUAGCAGCUCCAGACAACGGAGACACAAGAUUUUAUAUUCGUGUCACCUCUAGAAUUUACCAUGAGCAUAUUGAAAUACUAUAUGCCAAGAAGUUUAUUGCUCUAAUAGGCGACAAUAUUUCCACAACGAUUAUCGUAGACAAUCAGAGCACUGGAUUCGGAACUGCCGAAACUGCAACAUUGACCAAGUACAUUACUUUUGAAAAUUCUGCUGGAUCUGAAAAUGGCCAAGGAGUUGCAUUUUUUAAUAAUGCCAAUCAAGCGGUAUAUUACAAGUGUACAUUUUCCUUGGGUUUCAAGAUACACUUUUUGUAUAAAACCAGGUAUUCUUCAAAGAUUGCAAAGUUUAUGGAACAGUCUUAUAUUUGGUGGUAGACAAAAGCUGUAUUUCAAGAUUGCAAGAUUAUUGAAUACUACAAUUACCAUCACUGCCCAAUCUAAAUAUUUUUCAGGCCAAAAUAAUGGGUUCUCCCAGAACUGUAGCCUAAUGGCCUCUCCAGAACUCGGGCCAAGAGAAGAUCAUCAUAAUUUCGACAUUUACCUUGCCUGAAUUUGGAGAGAUUAUUUAACGGUGAUUUUCAUGGAGUCGUUUAUGGACUCCGUGGUUAAUCCAAGGGGUUGGUAUGAAUGACCGUGAAAACUUGUAAACUUGUUGUUCUACGUUGAGUUUAAGAGCAACGGCCCAGGAGCUGAUG